Fusarium redolens is the source of this 1043-nucleotide messenger RNA. RefSeq lists its product as uncharacterized. Gene Ontology annotation, biological process: regulation of signal transduction. The record is from RefSeq and is a predicted model, not a curated record. Bases 1 to 825 code for a protein of 274 amino acids. Gene Ontology annotation, molecular function: protein phosphatase inhibitor activity. Lineage: Eukaryota; Fungi; Ascomycota; Sordariomycetes; Hypocreales; Nectriaceae. The transcript has a single exon.
AUGGCUUCUGCUGUUGAUUCCCCCCGGCGCACUCGCCUCCUACCCAUCCUCCUCAACGACCUCGAGGUGAGUUGCCUGACGCCAUUUGUGACCUCUCUAACAUUUUUAGGCAUCCUCAAGAACUCGUAUCAGAAAUCUCCUCCUACCUCGCCGAACCACGAUCGUCCCGGCAGCGAUAAGGAACUCACCAUCGCCAACACUCAAAUCAACGCUGGUCACCGUCGUUCUUCUUCUGGAGCUCGCCCUACUGGAUCUCGUCGUCAAUCAGGUGCCAACAAUUCCAUCGGAGACGUUCUCGAACCAUCUCAACGACUCAAGUGGGACGAGGUAAACCUCUACCUCACGGAGCAGGAACGCUCCUCUACCAUGAAGAUCACAGAACCAAAGACUCCCUAUGCCAAACACUACGACCCAGCCGAGGACCCGUCGGACGAAGACGAGGAUCCUCUGGCGGACGCUGGUGCUCGUCUUAAGAAUUCACGUCCAAGCCGUGAAGAUGACAUUCCGGGCCUUUCGUUGGGCGAACCGGAAGAGGAGAUCCCGGACGCGGGCGCGCCGUCACCCCGCAGCGAAAAGAGCGUCCACGUCGACGACGAGAGCAGCAUCGGCCACGACGCGGAGGAGGAGCUGGCAGGCAUGUCUCCCGAGGAGCGUGAGAAGCACAGAAAGUUUGAACAGCUCCGAAAGAGACACUACGAAAUGAAAAAUGUGGCCCAGCUCCUGGGCCACCCCGAGACGCUCCCGGAUGAGGAUGAGGAUGAGGAUGACGAGGGUGAAGUGCCACCUGUGCCACAGGUACCGCGCGUGCCCAACGGUACUGCGUAGGAUGUUAGGGAGACAUGAUGAGGGUUGUGAACUGGCUAGGGCAUUAGGAUGGAGUUUUGAGGAUAUCAUUAUUGGGCGUUGGCAGAGGAGGAGUGUGAGGUUAUCUGAUUACUCGCUCGCUUUCAAGAUUCUGAUGGAGACAAAGGAUACAUAGUCUCGUUACGUAUCGGUAGAGGACAAGUUUCAUUUCCUAAUAUUUACGGUUAUCCCAGAUUCUG